Molecule: messenger RNA, 2355 nt
Organism: Sphaerodactylus townsendi
Lineage: Eukaryota; Metazoa; Chordata; Lepidosauria; Squamata; Sphaerodactylidae
Product: vomeronasal type-2 receptor 26-like
Exons: 8
Coding region: 1-2355 (784 amino acids)
Biological process (GO): G protein-coupled receptor signaling pathway
Cellular component (GO): membrane
Molecular function (GO): G protein-coupled receptor activity
Source: RefSeq, a predicted model, not a curated record
AUGAUCAACGCAACACCAAAGAACUACCAGCAUCUUCUCGCCUUGGUGUUUGCUGUGAAGGAGGUCAAUGAUAACCCCAAGCUUUUGCCAAACAUCAGCCUCGGGUUCCACAUCCAUGACAGCUAUGUCGAUGGAAAGUUGACUUACCUAAACACUUUGAACUUCCUCAGUCCCUUGGAAAGGCUGAUCCCCAACUACAGUUGUGGCAUCCAUAAGAAUCUGUUUGCUGUCAUUGGAGGACUUGAUUCUGAAACAUCUUUUUUUAUAGACAACAUAUUAAGCAACUACAAGAUUCCACAGAACACCCCCAUUCCACCACGGAACACCCCUGAAAUGCCCUUGCCACACCCACACAAGGGCUCGCGCCUGGUCUCCUACUCCAUUUCUGCAAUGAUGAUGAAUUAUGAAAACUGGUUUCCUUCCAUCUACCAAAUGAUCCCCAAAGCAGAACAUCAGUACCAAGGGAUUGUCCAUCUACUUCUCUAUUUCCAGUGGACGUGGGUUGGGAUCAUUGCAGUGGAUGGUGAUCAAGGAGCCAGAUUUCUUCAGAUGUUGAUACCUCUGCUGUCCCAGAAUGGCAUCUGUUCCGCCUUCAUUGAUAAGAUACACAAACUAGAUUCCACUGAUGCUUUGACAGACUUUUUCUUCAUGUCAUGGUUCCAGAAUAACUUAAACCUUUCUGUAGCAAAGGCAAAAGCCAAGGUAGUUGUCAUAAAUGCAGAUGCUCGUACAGUGGUGUUGUUGAACUGGAUUCUACAUAGUCCUGCAGUGGAAAAUGCAAUAGAGACUACCAUGGCUAAGUCCAACGAUGUAUUGGGGUUCCAAGAUUUCAUUUGCAAUGUAAGUUCCCAUUGGCCAGAAGGAGAUGGUUUUAUCAGAACUUUCUGGCAGCAGGCAUUUAACUGUUUCCUGUCAGAUUCCAAAGAAGAUGAAGCUAAUCCAUACAGGUGCACUGGGAAGGAGAAGGUGGAAAGUCUUCCAGGUCCUUUCUUUGAAAUGAGCAUGACUGCCCAAAGUUAUUGCAUUUACAAUGCUGUUCACGCUGUAGCACGUGCUCUCGAUGCCAUGCAUGCAGCUAGGCAGAAACGUGAGAUGAUGCUUCAUCCUUUUCUUCGAAGUGUCUCAUUUAAUAACAGUGCUGGGGAUUCGAUCCAUUUUAAUGAGAAAGGUGAACUGGAAAGUGGAUUUGACAUAAUCAACUGGGUGACUUUCCCAAACCAAAGCAUUGUAAGAGUGAAAGUAGGGAGGGUGGAUCCACAAGCUUCACUAGGCCAACAAUUUAUCAUCAAUGAGGAAUUCAUCACAUGGCACAUGGCAUUUAAUCAGGUGCAGCCUAUCUCUGUAUGUAAUGACUACUGCCAUCCGGGUUACAGAAGAAAGAUGAAGGAGGGGGAGCCAUUUUGUUGCUAUGCUUGUGGGAACUGUCCAGAAGGAAAGAUUUCAGACAAGAAGGAUAUGGAUGACUGUGUCAAAUGCCCAGAUAACGAGUACCCAAACAAGAACCAAGAUCAUUGUCUUCUUAAGGUUCUAAACUUCCUGUCUUAUGGUGAGCCUUUAGGGAUUGCUUUAGCUGUUUUGGCUGUGUCUUUUUCUCUGACCACAGCUUUGGUUCUUGGACUCUUCAUCAAAUACCAGAAUACUCUGAUUGUCAAAGCCAACAAUCGAGACCUCACAUACUGUCUACUCAUCUCCCUUUUCUUCUGCUUCCUCUGCUCCUUGCUUUUCAUUGGCCAGCCUCGGACUCCAACCUGCCUUCUACGACAAACAUCUUUCAGCAUCAUCUUCUCAGUGGCUGUUUCUUCCUUAUUGGCCAAAACCAUUACUGUGGUUCUGGCGUUUAUGGCCAGUAAGCCUGGAAGCCAAAUAAGAAAAUGGGUGGGGAAAAAACUAGCAUGUGCAGUUGUGGUUCUCUGUUCCACGAUUCAAAUUGGAGGUUGCUGUGUGUGGCUCUACGUAGCUCCUCCGUUCCCAGACUUGGACCCAUAUUCUAUAACUACUGAAAUGGUAGCUCAGUGUAAUGAAGGCUCAGUCAUUAUGUUCUACUGUGUCCUGGGCUACAUGGGAUUCUUGGCUACUGUCACAUUUAUUAUGGCUUUCUUUGCUCGCAAGCUGCCCAACACAUUCAAUGAAGCCAAGUUCAUCACUUUCAGCAUGUUGGUGUUUUGCAGUGUUUGGGUGUCCUUUGUGCCAACGUAUCUGAGUACGAAGGGAAAGGAUAUGGUAGCUGUGGAAAUCUUUGCAAUCUUGUCUUCCAGUGCUGGUUUAUUGUUUUGUGUCUUUUACCCAAAAUGCUAUAUUAUUAUUCUGAGGCCUGAGCUGAACAGUAAGAGCUACCUAUCCAUAAAAAAUAAGUAA